AUGCCUUUACUGAAAAAGAAGCCACAUAAACUACUGCAGCCCCCAAAGAACUUGGAGCCACAAGAACUUGUUUAUCAAGUUCGUCUCACAAAGGAGAUUUUUCGAGAUUAUCAAUUCUACUUGAAGAGGUUAAAUCUGUAUCGCAAGCGAGUUUGGACAUGUAAAUCUACUGGUAAAACUAGCUUGACCUACGAGGAGGCCUUAGAGUCAGAAAAACUGGCAAGCAAGAAGGUUCAAACUCUUCCCAGAGAGCUAGUUGCACCAGCUUUAUGUAUUAUCCAAUUCAGUACACUCUCAUUGAAGGAUCUUGCUGACACAAUAGCUACCGAGUUGCAAAAUUGCUUUUACGCUGGUGCAGAGUUGUAUGGAAAAAGGGAUGAUGAAUUGCAGCCGUGCAGAAUCUUGGAGAUAGUAACAGAUGGGGAUAGUAAACCUCAGUAUGAGGUAGGCUUCCUUGACAAAGACAAGGAAAUAAAUGAGAACGCAGUGCUGUCUGGGGAGGAUCUGUCAUGGAAGAAAUUUCCAUUUAGUAGAAAUUUUCUGAAGUCUUUCAUUCGGGAUUCCACAUGCCACAGUAUACCUUGGGUAGUUAAUGAAUAUCUGGCUAAAGCACAUGGAAUCACGAAAAAGAUUCCCAAGGAACUUCAGGACAAAUAUGUCUUUCAGAAUGGAGAAUUGGUUCAGCAAAGGAAGCAGGAAGAUAAAACGGGAAGGGAGAAAGGAAAAAGAAAGAGAGCAGAAAAUGGUAGACAUGUUGCAGAGGAGGCAGAUAGAGAGGUUAACGGGUCUGAGGAAGAACCUAUCAAUUAUCCAAUUGAAGAUUUACUGUUGCCACCCGAUCCUGAUAUCACUCAGCGUCCUUCUCCCUCACGGGAUUUUAGUGUUUCAAUGGAUUGUGUUGGGGAUCUUCUUAUGGUCUGGGACUUUUGUUCCUCAUUUGGUAGGCAGCUGCAUCUAUGGCGAUUUUCUCUUGAAGACUUUGAAAAUGCUGUCUGCCACAAGGAGAGUAAUUUGGUUCUUAUCAUGGAAGUGCAUGCCUGUCUUUUCCGGUUCCUCAUCAAAGAAGGCGGUGAUGAUUUCAAAGCUUUAAAGAAAAGGAGUCGCAAGUCAAAGAUAACGUUGAUCACAUGGACAGAGUAUUUAUGUGACUUCUUGGAAUCAGUUGACACUCCCGAUUUGUGCUUCGACAUUGGAACGAUCAAACGGGGACAUUAUGGUCUAUUGGACCCCAAUGUAAAAUUGAAAAUCUUAAGGGAAUUAGUGAACCAUAUAACUGAAACAAUUGUGUUCAAGGGGGAAAUAGACGACCUUGUUGAACAACGGCAUGCCAUUGGAGCUGCUAGAAGAGAAGAAGCUUUGGCGGAGGCCCGACAGAUAAGAGAGGAGAAAGAACGCUCUAAAACUGGCGAGGAAGCUGAUGGAGUUUUGGACAAUAAGAGGUUAGAGAAAAAGAAAAAUAGCCCACAAGUACCAGAAAGCAGUGAAGACAGCAAAAUGAAAGAGAGCACUGAGGGGGAAGUCAAGAUGGAGAAUGGGUCUGUUUCUUCGGCCAAAAAUGACAAAUCAGAGAAAAGGCUUGUGAGGAAUGUCUAUCUGAGAAAGCACAAAAGGCAGAUGACGGAUGCAAAAGUCGUACCAAAGGAGGAGGUGGAGGAGGAAGAGGAAGAGGAAGAGGAAGAAGAAGAAGAAGAAGAAGAAGAAGAGGAGGAGGAGAAAGGAUCUUCCGGGAAGAAGCAGGGGGUAAAAUCAGCUAGUGAAGAUGAGAAAGGAAAUAUAGAAAGGAGGGGCCCCGAACAGAGGAGGCAACAUUAUGAACGAGAGAUGGAGAAAAUAGUCAUACGUACAAACCCCUUGGGUAAAGAUCGGAACUACAACAGGUACUGGUGGUUCCGAAGCAAUGGGAGGAUAUUUGUUGAGGAUUGUGAUUGCAAAGAAUGGGGCUAUUAUACUUCCAAGGAAGAGCUCGAUGCAUUGAUGGGAUCACUAAACCGUAAAGGAGAGAGGGAACUGUCAUUACACAUGCAGCUAGAGAAAUUAUAUGACAGAAUAUGCUCUACACUACAGAAGAGGACGAAGGACAUUGCUCACAACAUAGAAAUGGAAGAAGCAGUGGUUAGGAGAUCUACCCGUGUAAGGGCUCCACUUCAUGAAAAUCCAGCUAGUGCCUUCUUGAGAUAUGCUAACAAGUGGAAAGAUGACUAA
Molecule: messenger RNA, 2202 nt
Organism: Thlaspi arvense
Lineage: Eukaryota; Viridiplantae; Streptophyta; Magnoliopsida; Brassicales; Brassicaceae
Source: the annotation of a GenBank genome assembly